Aspergillus homomorphus CBS 101889 is the source of this 470-nucleotide messenger RNA. RefSeq lists its product as uncharacterized. The coding region runs from base 67 to 438 and encodes 123 amino acids. NCBI's taxonomy places the organism in Eukaryota, Fungi, Ascomycota, Eurotiomycetes, Eurotiales, Aspergillaceae. The transcript has a single exon. The record is from RefSeq and is a predicted model, not a curated record.
CUCCAUUGUCAGCGGAUGCCAAACAACCCCUCAGUUUCGCUUGCUUGAUUGUCUCUCCACCAAACCAUGCUGGAUCUAUGUAUUCAUUCACCUCUACUAAUCAAUAUUGAUUCCUCGUUCUUCUGCAUGGCUGCAUGUCUGCGAAGUGCAAACACACUCUCAUCCUUUCGCUCGGACCCCCCCUUUAGUUCCCGACCCCCUAUUCUUCCAGCCCUGGCUCUAGCCUCUUGGAAACUCACCCCAUCCAUCACCAUCACGACACAGCCAGCGUCGCUUAUAGGUAGUUAUAGUUGCCCCUGCCGUACAGCGUCCAUGACCCAUGCUGCACCGGAUCGGGGAAGGACAGCUCCUGCUGGUCUCCUGCCGGGCAGUUCAGCCCCGGGGAGAAGGUUUGCCCCGUUGACUGCCCAGGACCGGAUCCCUGACAUCUUGCCAUGACCGGGGGAAUCCAGUCAUCAGGGUCAGCCAGC